AUGACACCACAACAUCCAGCAAAUGGCUACGGAUACACCAAGCUCAAUCACACAGCCCAAGUAUACUACCCUUAUGAUCUUCCUGGGUCCCUUCGACCAGGUAAUCAUCCCUCUCACCACAGUCACUUUCCAUCCGGUCAAGCAUCCGUUCAUACACAACACAGCUACAAUACGACAUUUCCUGGAACAGGAGGAAAUCCUCCUCCUUUCCAUCAUAGUCAGCAAGGCACCUAUACCAAUGGUGCACAUCAGCAACAAGCGCCCAAUCUUUACAGUCCACAAUCAUAUGGUACAGCCCAUGCUCACCAAGGUCACACCCAGAGCUUCAAUAAUUCCCAAAAUUACGUCUGUUCAUCUCAGCCCCCUACACCUUCUACCGCUAACGGGCAGGGAAGUUAUGGAUAUACUUUCCAUCACCUCAAUGGGGCGCAUUCUUUCCCAUCUGACGGCAUGGUAGAAGGACAACCAAUGACGUCUGAAUGUGAUAUCGUAUCACAGCUAUCGUCGCCCACGCAGGCCUGGAAUAACCAAAACCAUCCCAGUCAGCACGGUCCAGCUCAGACUACGAGUCUCAGCCAAGGUUCCCAAUAUCACAGUAAUUACACCCCGGACCCCAAUUUACCCAAACCAUCUGGCGGUUUCUGGUGA
Molecule: messenger RNA, 648 nt
Organism: Kwoniella shivajii
Lineage: Eukaryota; Fungi; Basidiomycota; Tremellomycetes; Tremellales; Cryptococcaceae
Exons: 2
Coding region: 1-648 (215 amino acids)
Source: RefSeq, a predicted model, not a curated record